Cantharellus anzutake is the source of this 4886-nucleotide messenger RNA. RefSeq lists its product as uncharacterized. The record is from RefSeq and is a predicted model, not a curated record. The coding region runs from base 235 to 4653 and encodes 1472 amino acids. The transcript has 5 exons. Lineage: Eukaryota; Fungi; Basidiomycota; Agaricomycetes; Cantharellales; Hydnaceae. Gene Ontology annotation, molecular function: protein binding.
GUCAAUUCAUAUCGAGUUGGCACACUCAUCCUGUUCGCUCCUCUCUUGCAGUAGGACAUGAUGUCAUCCACCCGUUCCGGUUACUUGACCAGUCUGAAUCAUGCUGCCGCGCGGAUUACAUAGAAUUCGCCGCUGAGGAUUAGAUGUCCACGACCAAAUGUAUAUGCUAUACCCUUCCAUAAUCAGACGGAAGCCUCGUGGUUCUGAGUAUGUAGGGGCUCACACGUGCGUUGCAUGCCCAAAGCUCCCUCUCCUCCAUCACCUUGUCCGCAGUCGAUCAUGUCGGUGCAGCAAAAGGCUGAAGCUCUCAGGAAAAAGAUCGAUGACCUCCUUGUGGCGGGAGUUGACAUUGCGGUCCCAAUUCUCAAGAUCGUCAAUGCUACGGCUGAUUGGUGUCCCGCUCUAAAGAUGGCGACUGGCGGUGCACUCUCCAUCCUCGACGAAGUUAAAAAAUUCAAGGACAACAAGAAGGAAUGGACUGAUUUUGGGAAAUACGUGGUCGACACCGUGGCCGAUGUGGUUUCAGCCAUAAAAUCCUAUGAUGCGUCGGCGGAAGAGGCAAAGCCGUGGGUGGAGAGUAUCACAAAGCUCGAUAGGGCGCUACAGACGAUUAAGUCCGAAAUCGAACGACGACUGAAAAAAGUAGAGAAACGACCGGCUGUCCUGAAUGUUUUGUCCUACUUGAGAGACCCAGGAAGAAUCGAUGGUUUAAAGAAAGGCUUUGACAAAGCAUUGGCGUCGUUUCAGCUUAGGACGAAUCUAAUCAGUGGUUCCAAAUUAGCGGCCAUAGAACGUCGUCUACAAGAUGACAAAAUCCUUGAUAGUCUCCGAUACCCUGAUAUCGCCCACGAUGAUUUCACUCAGGCGUGCCUAAAAGGAACUAGGAUUGAUCUCACGGAGCGUAUCAUGACAUGGUGUCGCAACACUGGGGAGAGUGAGAAACGGCUAAUGCUACUCACUGCUGUGGCUGGUGCCGGCAAGACUUCUAUUGCACUCACGAUAGCAGAACGAUGUGCUAGUGAAGGGGACAUUACGCUGUUACUGCACUUCUUCUUCAAAGCGGGAGAACGGUCGCGGCCCGAUUUUCUAUUCAGCGGCAUAGCUCGGACUCUAGCAGACUAUGACCCGGUUUACCGCACUUCUAUCAUCUCCGCUCUCCGAGAAGACCCUUCCCUUUCAACAGCCCUACUCGCAAAGCAAUUCGAGAAUUUGGUGGCUCUGCCUCUCCUCCAUAAGCCUCCACCUCCCGACCGUCCCAUGGUGGUUAUCAUCGAUGCUUUAGAUGAAUGUGACAAAGAAGUGUUCGAGUCCUUUGCCGAUGUUCUUCGGGAGGAAGUGCCUAGGCUACCAUCUUCCAUAAAAUUCUUUAUCACAUCACGACAUACCGAUCUUGUUAAACGCGCCCUCUCACCCCAAUUCCCUAUCGGUCACCUUGCUAUUGACCUUUUGGAUGACAUAAAUGUGCAAGACUGUGCUACAUAUAUACGUUUCGAGCUGCAAAAGCUGAAGAAUUGGCAUCCCGAUUUACGGCGCAAUCUUCAGGAUGAGGAUAAAACAGUUCGGGAGAUCUUGGAACGUGCGAGUGGCUUGUUUGUUUGGAUCAGCACCAUCUUUCGCUACAUGAAGACAGCCAACAGGGAUCCCAUGAGGACGUUAGAAGGCUUGCUCGAUACUGGUGCCAAACGAUUAAAGGUCCCUGCCGAGGGAAUGAUGGACCGCUUAUACACGAGCAUUCUGAAGAAGUGUGAUUGGGAGGAUGAAGAUUUUUCCCAUGACUACCCAAUUGUGAUGGGAGCAAUCUUUGUCGCACAGCAGCCUCUGUCCAUCACAGCCUGGGAUACAAUUUUGUCACCUUUCCUCAAGUCUCCUGUUCGAUAUUCGUUGGCUGAACUUGCUCCUCUGCUCUCAGGAGUUGAGGAUUUUCACAUUCCUGUUCGCAUCUUACACCAAUCUUUCCGCGACUUCAUUGUCGAUCGGAUUGUUCCCCCAUCAAUCAGCCCUCAUUGCAUCCCAGUAGAUGUAGGGACAGAGAAUGCCAGAGUUGCCCUGCGAUGUACUGAGAUUCUGAACGAGGCUCUUUGCUCUGUAAAGGGUUUAGGGCUGAUUGAGAACUUGUCCAAAAAAGACGAGCUGCCGCUCAUUCCCUCGGAGCAGUUAUCCGAGCACUCUCAUUAUGCAUGUCGCCAUAUUGUCCAUCAUCUCAGUGGAGUCCAGGAACCAUCAGAGGAGCUGGAUGGGUUAGUUGGCAUGUUUCUCAGUCAGCAAGCAACUCGCUGGGUGGAAGCCUGUGUGAGGAUGGAGGGGUACAUUAGUAUCUCAUUACUCCCUGAGUGGGUUAAGUUGGCUGUUGGUUGCAGGUCAAAAGGUGCUGUGUGCACUUUGGCCAGUAUGCUUGUCCGGCUCGUCCAGAAUUUGAAGUUUUUUGCAAGAUUUCAGGAGGCAUAUGAGGCAGCAAACGAUUCUGUUGAACUCUGCCGUUACCUUCUUUUGGUGGACUCGGGGUCCUACUCCCUGGAUUUGGCCAAGUCACUUGGGGCUCUUUCUUCGGCCCUUUCCACACUCGGACGGCACUCGGAGGCGUUCCCAUUUAUUGAAGAAAGCGUCAAACUCCAGCGCCAACUGGUUGCUGUUCACCCAGGAUCAUACACCCCGGGUUUGGCCGCCUCACUUAACAAUCUAUGUUUUGCUCUUUCCAAGCUCGGACGGCACUCGGAGGCGCUCCCAUUCAUCGAAGAAGGUGUCAACCUCUGCCGCCAGCUAGUUGCUGUUCACCCAGGAUCAUACACCUCCGAUUUGGCCGUCUCGCUCAUCAAUCUGUAUGACGCUCUUUCCAAACUCAGACGGCACUCGGAGGCACUCCCAUUCAUUGAAGAAAGUGUCUACCUCUACCGCCAGCUAGUCGCAGUUCAUCCAGGAUUAUAUACCCCGAUUUUGGCCGCAUCACUCGACCAUCUGCGUGGUGCUCUUUCCUAUCUUGGACGGCACUCGGAGGCACUCCCAUUCAUUGAAGAAAGUGUCAACCUCUACCGCCAGCUGGUUGCUGUUCACCCAAGAUCAUACACCCCAAGUUUGGCCGGCUCACUCAACAAUCUAUAUUCUGCUCUUUCCAAACUCGGACAGCACUCGGAGGCGCUCCCAUUCAUCGAAGAAAGCGUCAACCUCUACCGCCAUCUGGUUGCUGUUCACCCCGGAUCAUACACCCCAGAUUUGGCCACGUCACUCAGCAAUCUAAAUGAUGCUCUUUCUAAUCUCGGACGGCACUCGGAGGCGCUCCCAUUCAUCGAAGAAAGCGUCAAACUCCGGCGCCAGCUAGUUGCAGUUCAUCCAGGGUCAUACACCCCAGGUUUGGCCCUGUCACUCAACAAUCUAUAUUUUGCUCUUUCCGAACUCGGACAGCACUCAGAGGCACUCCCAUUCAUCGAAGAAAGCGUCAAACUCCGGCGCCAACUGGUUGCUGUUCACCCGGGAUCAUACACCCCGGAUUUGGCCAGCUCACUCAACAAUCUACAUGCCGCUCUUUUCAAACUCGGACGGCACUCGGAGGCACUCCCAUUCAUCGAAGAAAGUGUCAAACUCCGGCGCCAACUGGUUGCUGUUCACCCGGGAUCAUACACCCCGGAUUUGGCCACGUCACUCAAUGACCUAUAUUUUGCUCUUUCCAGUCUCGGACGGCACUCGGAGGCGCUCCCAUUCAUCGAAGAAAGUGUCAGCCUUUCCCGCCAGCUGGUUGCUGUUCAUCCGGGAUCAUACACCCCAGAUUUGGCCAGAUCACUUGACAAUCUGCGUGGCGCUCUUUCCCAUCUCGGACGGCACACAGAGGCGCUCCCAUUCAUCGAAGAAAGCGUCGAACUCCGGCGCCAGCUAGUCGCAGUUCAUCCAGGAUCAUACACCCCGGAUUUGGCCACGUCACUCAACAAUCUAUAUCUUGCUCUUUCCAAUCUCGGACGGCACUCGGAGGCGCUCUCAUUCAUCGAAGAAAGCGUCAAACUCAAGCGCCGGCUGGUUGCUGUUCACCCAGGAUCAUACACUCCAGAUUUGGCCACGUCACUUACCAAUCUACAUGCCGCUCUUUUCGAACUCGGACGGCACUCGGAGGCGCUCCCAUUUAUUAAAGAAAGCGUCAACCUCUUCCGCCAGCUGGUUGCUGUUCACCCGGGAUCAUACACCCCGGAUUUGGCCACGUCACUCAACAAUCUAUAUUAUGCUCUUUCCAGUCCCAGAUGGCACUCAGAGGCGCUCCCAGUCAUCGAAGAAAGCGUCAAACUCCGGCGCCAGCUAGUCGCAGUCCAUCCGGGAUCAUACACACCGGAUUUGGCCUCAUCACUUGAUAAUCUGCGUGGCGCUCUUUCUCGUCUCGGACGGCAUUCGGAGGCGCUCCCAUUCGUCGAAGAAAGCGUCAACCUCUACCGCCAGCUGGUUGCUGUUCACCCAGGAUCAUACACCCCAGAUUUGGCCAUGUCACUCAACAACUUAUAUUUUGCUCUUUCCAAUCUCGGACGGCACUCGGAGGCCCUCCCAUUCAUCGAAGAAGCUGUGAAACUCCGGCGCCAGCUGGUUGAGAUCAACCCAGGAGCAUACACCUCACAAUUGGCCAAUUCACUCGGGAAUCUUCGCAAUGCUCAUUCCGAGCUUGGACGUCAUUCUGAGGCAUAGAUGGUCCACAGUUGAGCCACCCCAAGUUCCGUGGUCCCUCUCAUCCCCCUUGUCAUUGCGUUUCUUUGCUACCUGCUCAUCGAGAAAACUAGCAAUCCUACCUCAUAUUUUUUUUAUUGGACAAAGUAAUUAUAGCCGCUAAACCCAUAAUCGCAACUUAUAAUCCCAAUAUGAAGGAUACUCAUUUCUUUUAUCCAACACGUUUCCCUUUCCGUCGCUCAUCACCGAUGUAC